AUGGCAGUGCUGGACACCCCACCAGAAACAUGGCUUGAGCCCAAGACUCUUCCCUUACAACAGAUUCCAGACCAGCAAGACGAUGGAGUGGAGAAGGUCAGCACAGAGAUUCCUGCUGAGAUCCUGGAUGAGUUUCUGCUGCCUCCAGAAUCCCAGGAGACACCUCUAUUCCCUUUAGAAAUCCCUGACAUUAAUGAACUGUUGGCCUGGUUUGACCCUGUUGAGUCAACGAGCAAGGACCCUCACACAGAGGGGCUUGCUGGUGCUAGGGAGGUGAUGCCAAGUGAUUCCUUCAACAAGAUGCCUGCAAGGAAAUGUGUUUCCAUGUGCCAUGUUGAGGGAAAGGAUCCCUUGGCUGCCCUCUUAUCUGCCCCUGCAGUGGAGCCUCUGGAUGGAGCCCCUCUGCCUACACCUGGGAAGUGGAGCACCCCAGAGAAUGCUGCAAAGCUGGUGCAGACCUCAGGUCCUUUUGCGAUUACCCCAUUGGUGGGGUCUGGCCUCAUGAUUGGCAGUAGUGGACCCAGACUGUCAGACCCAAAGAUGCCAGGAAGAAGGAAAUCAAAGCUACCAGCAGCUACCCCACCUGUUCCUCCUUCACAGGCUCUCAAGCGCAGUGGCUCUCAUGGAAAGGGACUCAGCAUUGACAAGGGCGUUGCUCCAAAGAAGAGGAAGGUGGAAGUGGCAGCAGGGUGUGAGUUCUCCCAAUAUCUGUGCCAGGGGGAUAGGGAGAACUGUAACCCAGGAGCAAGCACUAGUGGCACUGCAGGUGAAGCCAUGCCAGGCCAGUCCUCAGGGGACAGCCUCCUCCUGACUCCAUGCAGUGUUAUGGAACAGACAGUGGCUGACAUCCAGAAGUCAUCCAUGACAGAGCCAAUGGGCCCAGCAGAAGCUGUGACACCUGACAAGGGGCAGCAUCAAAAACUGGGCGCCCACGGGAAUGACAAAGGGAAAGGGGCAGUACCAGGCAAGGGAAAAUUCAAGACGCCUGGAGGUCGAGGUGGGAAGAAAAUCCCCCAGCAGGAGGCACAGCCUUCAAAAGUACCUCGGAGCCACCUGGAGAUGCAGAUGCUGGAGUCCAUCCAGGUGUUUCACCCUCUGGGCAAGAAACUUCAGCCAGCCACCCCAGCUCCAAAGCCCCCUGCGCCACCCCCGAGCAAGGCUCCAGCAAGGACCCCCACUGUGUCGCCACAAAUCAUCCUGGGGCUUAAGAGGCGCCUGGAAGCCCUGGCCAACCAAAAGGCAAAGAUUCAUCGACCAGCCCCUGGGGGGAGGAAGGAUGGACAGAUGGACACCCCUCAAAAGGAUGGACAGAUGGACAACCCUAGGAAGGAGGGACAGGCAGACACUGCUAGGAAGGACAGACAGAUGGACACCCCAAGGAAGGAGGGGCAAGUCUUUGCUCCUAAAAGACUCUUCCAAAUCCCAGGAAACCCAGGAGAUGGAGCUGUGCCACCGAGCAGCAGCUCCACUGCUCCCGUGCAGCAGCGCCUGCCCCCUCCUCCUCACAGCUCCACGUCACCCUGGCAUCCCUCCCCUUCCCACUCUCCCGUGGUGGCCAGGAACAACCCCCUCCAGGAGCUGGAGGUGUCCCUGCCCAUCACGCCGGAGCAAAGGCCCGAGAGAGAGGCAAUGAAGAGGAAAGCGCAGAAAGAGAGGGAGCUGGCAGCACAGUACAUGAAGAUUGGGAGGCGACAGUUCUUGGUGGAGAGGGAGAGAGACUGGGCACUGGAGGCUGAAUGGGGCUACCUGUCCCUUAUUCAUAGAUAG
This is a messenger RNA of Gavialis gangeticus (Gharial), 1767 nucleotides long. RefSeq names its product chromosome unknown C2orf78 homolog (gene CUNH2orf78). The transcript is spliced from 2 exons. NCBI's taxonomy places the organism in Eukaryota, Metazoa, Chordata, Crocodylia, Gavialidae. Bases 1 to 1767 code for a protein of 588 amino acids. The record is from RefSeq and is a predicted model, not a curated record.